Messenger RNA from Dipodomys ordii (Ord's kangaroo rat), 4128 nucleotides. It is a transcript of the gene Klhl9, whose product is annotated as kelch-like family member 9. Gene Ontology annotation, molecular function: cullin family protein binding; ubiquitin-protein transferase activity. The transcript has a single exon. Lineage: Eukaryota; Metazoa; Chordata; Mammalia; Rodentia; Heteromyidae. The coding region runs from base 489 to 2342 and encodes 617 amino acids. Gene Ontology annotation, cellular component: Cul3-RING ubiquitin ligase complex. The record is from RefSeq and is a predicted model, not a curated record. Gene Ontology annotation, biological process: regulation of cytokinesis; protein ubiquitination.
AGAUCCGGAAGGACCUGUUCGGCGUCCCGGGCUAGGCCUCGAGUUCCAGGCCCUGGUCCCGCCUCAGGCCCAGGCCCGGUGUUCCAGGUCUCGCUCAAAGAUAGCCUGGUGGCCAGCACGACGCUGCGGCGACAGCGGAGGGGGCGGCGAGCCUUUCGCUGAGGUUCCGGGGCUCGUCAGCGGGCGAGGCCUCGGAGCCGCGGUACGUGGCGCACCCCCCCGCCCGCGGCCCGGCCCCGGCGCGGAGCGGAACUGCUGCAGGAGCGGCCUCGGGCCCGCGGUGAGCUGAACCCGCGCAUUUAACAGCCCUUGGGGGAUGAUCCACCCGCCUCAGCGGCGCGUCUGAGGCCCGCGCUCCCCGGCGGCCUUGCAGCCGAUGACUGACCGGUGCUGACCGGGGUUGCUGGAGAGGCGGCCGCUGCCUUCGAGCCUCCGGUUUCCGCGAGGAACGUUGUUCCGCGAGGUCCCCGCAGGAGCCCGGCCUGCACAUGAAAGUGUCUCUCGGUAGCGGGGAAAUGGGCGUCUCGGCCCACUUGCAGCCUUGCAAGGCCGGGACCACCCGGUUUUUUACCAGCAACACGCACAGCUCGGUGGUGUUGCAAGGCUUUGAUCAGCUUAGAAUAGAAGGUUUGCUGUGUGAUGUGACCCUGGUACCGGGUGACGGGGACGAGAUCUUCCCGGUGCACAGAGCCAUGAUGGCGUCUGCCAGUGAUUACUUCAAGGCGAUGUUCACCGGGGGCAUGAAAGAGCAAGAUCUAAUGUGUAUUAAGCUCCACGGGGUGAACAAGGUCGGUCUGAAGAAAAUCAUUGAUUUUAUUUACACUGCAAAGCUUUCUCUCAAUAUGGACAAUCUUCAGGACACGCUGGAAGCUGCCAGCUUUCUGCAGAUUUUGCCCGUUCUGGACUUCUGCAAAGUAUUCCUCAUCUCAGGCGUCUCUUUGGAUAACUGUGUUGAGGUUGGGCGAAUUGCUAACACCUACAAUCUUAUAGAAGUGGACAAGUAUGUUAAUAAUUUCAUCCUGAAGAACUUCCCGGCUUUAUUGAGUACCGGGGAGUUUCUGAAGCUCCCUUUUGAAAGGCUGGCCUUUGUGCUCUCCAGUAAUAGCCUUAAGCACUGUACUGAACUUGAACUCUUCAAGGCUGCCUGCCGCUGGUUGAGAUUGGAAGACCCGCGGAUGGAUUUUGCUGCAAAAUUGAUGAAAAAUAUUCGAUUUCCACUGAUGACACCACAAGACCUCAUCAAUUACGUGCAGACGGUAGAUUUCAUGAGAACAGACAAUACUUGUGUGAAUUUGCUUUUGGAAGCCAGCAAUUACCAAAUGAUGCCAUACAUGCAGCCAGUGAUGCAGUCAGACAGAACUGCCAUCCGAUCUGACUCCACCCACUUGGUUACAUUAGGAGGAGUUUUGAGGCAGCAGUUAGUUGUCAGUAAAGAGUUAAGGAUGUAUGAUGAAAGGGCACAAGAGUGGAAAUCUUUAGCCCCCAUGGAUGCUCCUCGUUACCAGCACGGCAUUGCCGUCAUUGGAAAUUUCCUUUAUGUAGUUGGUGGUCAGAGUAAUUAUGAUACAAAAGGAAAAACUGCCGUUGAUACAGUUUUCAGAUUUGAUCCUCGAUAUAAUAAAUGGAUGCAGGUGGCAUCAUUAAAUGAAAAACGCACAUUUUUCCACUUGAGUGCUCUCAAAGGACAUUUGUAUGCAGUUGGUGGGCGCAGUGCAGCUGGAGAACUGGCUACAGUAGAAUGUUACAACCCGAGAAUGAAUGAAUGGAGCUAUGUUGCAAAAAUGAGUGAACCCCACUAUGGCCAUGCUGGAACCGUGUAUGGAGGCUUAAUGUAUAUUUCAGGAGGAAUUACCCAUGACACUUUCCAAAAUGAACUAAUGUGUUUUGAUCCAGAUACAGAUAAAUGGACACAGAAGGCUCCAAUGACUACAGUCAGAGGUCUGCAUUGCAUGUGUACAGUUGGAGACAAGCUCUAUGUCAUUGGUGGCAAUCACUUCAGAGGGACAAGUGAUUACGAUGAUGUUCUAAGCUGUGAAUAUUAUUCACCAACCCUUGACCAGUGGACACCAAUUGCUGCCAUGUUAAGGGGUCAAAGUGAUGUUGGAGUUGCUGUCUUUGAAAAUAAAAUUUAUGUUGUUGGUGGAUAUUCUUGGAAUAAUCGUUGCAUGGUAGAAAUUGUCCAGAAAUAUGACCCAGAAAAAGAUGAGUGGCAUAAAGUUUUUGAUCUGCCAGAGUCACUUGGUGGCAUUCGAGCUUGCACCCUUACUGUUUUUCCUCCUGAAGAAAACCCUGGGUCACCUUCUAGAGAAUCGCCUCUUUCAGCACCUUCAGAUCAUUCUUAGGUAUAAAACCUUUGCAGUGCAUCAUGAAUGCAUUUUGUAGUUCUUCAAUUGUAUCUUCUUGUGAUUGGUAUAGUUAUUAGACCAAAAGUUUAACUUAGGUUAUUUGUCUUGUUUGGUUUAGGAGCUGAGGAUGUUUAUCAAACGAUUAACAUUCUGAAAAUGUGUUCUAACAUAUACAGCACUUUUAACAAGUGAAAAAUAAUAUGUAGAAAGUUAGAUGUCCUUGUGGUAUGGAAUAACAAUACUAUGUGACUGUGUACAAUAUGUGACUGUAGUGAUUGUGUAAUUAUGUCCAUUGUACUUCACAGUUGAAAUUUUCUUCUGGCUGGAGAAUAUCAAAGGGCCACCUGGUCUCUUCUAUAGCAAACAAUGUUGUUAAGUAUUAUUAGCUACCUCCGUCUUUGCAUAUGGUUUUUGACAUGUCUGUUAACUGUUAAGUUUGUGUAGUUGCACUUGGAACAUAGUGAAAUUUUGUUGGCAAACAGGAGAAAUAAUAAAACUAGGAGAAAUAGUCCUAAAUCAUAAUUUGGUAUCUCUUUCUGUAAAGAGAGAGAAAAGAGAAAAUGUGUAUAGACAGUACACAUGCACACAUGUAAAUACAUGUAUGCAUUCACGUAAAUUUUUCAAUUACCACUUAACUGUAAUGAGAUUGUUCUGAAAUUCAUUUUUUUCUUUCACAGAGCAGCUAUUUCUAUUUUUAGAAUUCAGUAGCAGAGACUGUCCUUAUAGUCAUAAAAUUUAGAUAGCUAAGGGCUACAACAUAAAAUAGAUGUCUGUUUUUGUCAUUUGACAAAUUUACUUUGACAAAUGACAUUUCUGCUUGGAUAGUGUUUUCCUAUAAAGUUGUUUUUAUACAGGUUAUUUAGCAAAGUUCAGGUUUCAGAGAAUUGCUUUUACUCAUUAACUUUACUGUUUUUUUCUACCUUUUCUGUAAACUUUGUUAUAUGAAAAAAGGAAAGAAAUAUUCUGAACAAAGCUGUAAGAUUUUAAAUUCAGUCCCCAGUCUACUCUUGACAGUCUACUCACUCUGGAGUGAUUGCUUUAGUGCCACUGUAGCCCAUUACGGUUUAGCUGUGUGACCUGCCUGAGGCUAUGAUCUGAGCAAGUAGAAGAUACACUCUUUUAUGCAUCAGAUCAGAAAAAAAUAUCCUCUGAGCUGUGUCUCAAGGACAGAACCAACCUCAUAUUCACUAAGAAGCCAGCUAAACAAAUUCAUAACACUUUUGACUUACAGGCAGUACUACAGAGGUGAACCUGAUGGUUGAGAGUAGCAUCAGGAAAUUUUAGCAGGGCCUUACCAGUAUAUAUAUGCCUCUGCUUAGGAGAUUGUUAAGAGUUUAGUUCAGGAACAACUUCCUCUAUUGACACUUCCACAGUAUAACUCAGGAGCCAAGGCAAAAGGCGUUGGAUUCCAGGAAAUCUGAACCUUACUGCCCACACAAGUGUUGGUUUAUUUUAGUGCUUUUUAUGAUUUCUGCAUUGGCAGAAAUGUCAUACUUUCUAUGUUUUUGUUAAUGACGCUUUUUGUUUUUGUUUUUUUAAUUGAAAGUAGCACUUUUUUGAGUACCUUUACAAGAUAGAUAAAGAAUUUGCUGUUAACUUUGUGUAUUGAAUAAGCAAGUACCCCAAAUCAUUUCUUUGGAUUAUUAAUGAUAUUGACUAUGUAUUUUUAGUAGCUGUGUUUCCUCUUUAGUCAAAUGUUCAUGUCCUUUGCCUAUUGGAAUUGCUUUGUUUUUCAUACGAAGUUAUAGGGUUUCUUUAUAUAAUAAAUAUAAUUUAAUUGGCA